UCAAAAAGUUUGUGUUUAUUUCACGUUAAUUUGGUAGAGUUGAAAAAUUUGCAAAGCUAUUAAGUGUUAAUUUACUACAAUAAUUGUCCUACAUAGUGUAUACUUUAAAAUUAAAUUCAUUUUAAUUAUGUUAAGCUUAAAGAAGGAGGACCAAAGAGUGACUAGAGAGCAAAAAAAAAGGCUUUUGGAGCUAAUGCGGGAAUCAAGAGGAAUGGAAGAUAGAAAAGAAAAAGAAGAACAUUGGCAAAAAUGUCAAGAUAUAUUGAAUAAGAUGGGUCCAGCUAGAAAGUCAUUGAUACAAUGGAAAAAAAUCUGGAAAGACAUGAGAUGUGCGACAAAAAAGAAACUGUUGGAGAUAAAAAGAACGAGACCUGGUUCCCCUUGCCCUAUUGAACUUAGUAGAGAAGAUCAUGAAAUUAUCGAUAUUGUUGGUGCUGGUUCUGAUUAUUUUGAAGAAGGUGGAGAAGGAAGAGAGCUAAUGUGUUUUGAAUAUGCACAGCCUAAUGAUGAAAAUAUUAGUUUAACAGAAUUAGGUAAUGAAAGUAGCCAAAUCGAAGGGAUAAAAGAGCCAUUAGAAGAACCGACUAUAGAUCCAAAUCAACCGAAAAAAAUUAAGAUCGUUUUGCCUCCACCCCCUCCGCCAGAAGAUGAAACGAGAAAAGUAGUUUAUAGCUCAAGUAGGGCUACCAAUUCUUUUGGAAUGGAUGAUAAAGUCUUAUCAACUUUGUUAGAAUCAAUUGCUUCUGCUAGCAAAUCUCAACGUCAAAAACGAGAUUUACCAGAUCCAGAUAAGCUGUUUUUACUAUCCUUUGUAAGUUCAUUGAAAGCGGUUCCAGAGGAAUACAAAUUUGAUUUAAAAGCCGAUAUAAUAAAUGUAUUCAGAAAGUGGCAUGACAAGUUGGGUUACGAUCAACCUUCAACAAAUGAUCAAGGAACUUCAUCAGAUAAUUUAGAUUCGCUGCAUAAUCUUCAUUCAAGUCAGCAUCAACAUCAACCACACUCUUCUAAUCAUUCCACUUUACAUCAAGAAAACGGAAAUGAUCACCGUGUAACAAGACAACAAAAGCGUAUGAUGCUGCAGCUGAUGCGCGAAGCAAUUGGAUUGGAUGAAAAGAAAGAAAAGGAUGAACAUUGGGAGAAAUGUCAAAAUAUGCUAAAUAAACUUGGGCCUCCGAGGAAAACAUUAAUUCAAUGGAAAAAGAUAUGGAGAGAUAUGCGAUGCACAACUAAAAAGAAAUUGCUAGAAAUUAAAAGAACGCGCCCAGGAUCACCUUGCCCUGUAGUAUUAAAUAGAGAAGACCAUGAAAUAAUUGAAAUAGUUGGAGCAGGAUCUGAUUAUUUUGAUGAAAUUGGAGAACCAAGCGAAUCGAAUAAUUAUGGACUUGAUGUAUCUAAUGAAGAUAAUAUUAGCUUGGCUGAAUUAGCACACAAAUCUGUUAAAACAAAAAGAGAAAUAAAUAUAAAUGAAAUGGAUGCUUUGGAUGAGCCCACGAUAGAACCUGUUCAGCCUAGGAAGAUAAAAUUUAUUCUGCCUCCUCCACCUCCACCAGAAGAUGAAACAACUACUAGAAAAGUAACUUGUAACACAAGUAGAGCUACAAACUCUUUUGGAAUGGAUGACAAAGUUUUAUCAACUUUGUUAGAAUCAAUUUCUGAGGCGAGUAAAGCGCAACGGGAAAGGCGAGAACUCCCAGAUCCUGAUAAAUUAUUUUUGUUAUCGUUUGUCAAUACCUUAAAAUCGUUUCCAGAGGAAUACAAAUUUGACAUAAAAACUGAUAUUUUGAAUGUUUUUCGAAAAUGGCACACAAAAUUGGGCUAUAAACCAAUUGAAAAGUAUGCAAAACCAAGUUCCACUAAUGCUAAUAUAAAUGCAAUAACAGAUAACUUAAGUAAUACGGAUUCCGACCAAAAUUUACAAAAUCAAACUCAUUCCUCUAGUCAUCCAACUAUUAAUCACGAAAACGGAAAUGUUUCCUUUUAGAUGCAUACCUAUUUUUAUAUUUUAUAUUAUGUUAUAAUUUGGCUACUUAUAUGUAUAUUUAAAUUAAUUUGGUUUUGAAAAAUUCGUUACACGAUAAUGAUUAAAUUUUUCUCUUAAUUCUUUUAUUUUAAGAAAUCAAUAAAUUUUUAAC
Condylostylus longicornis is the source of this 2132-nucleotide messenger RNA. RefSeq lists its product as uncharacterized. Bases 128 to 1981 code for a protein of 617 amino acids. NCBI's taxonomy places the organism in Eukaryota, Metazoa, Arthropoda, Insecta, Diptera, Dolichopodidae. The record is from RefSeq and is a predicted model, not a curated record. Gene Ontology annotation, molecular function: DNA binding. The transcript has 5 exons. Gene Ontology annotation, cellular component: nucleus.